Thlaspi arvense is the source of this 492-nucleotide messenger RNA. The record is from the annotation of a GenBank genome assembly. Lineage: Eukaryota; Viridiplantae; Streptophyta; Magnoliopsida; Brassicales; Brassicaceae.
AUGCACAUCCUUGACAGCUUGAGAAAAACAUAUCAGGUCAUUUAUGGUACUAAUUAUGGAAGGUACCGUGCCAUCACCAGUGCAUACUACCGCGGAGCCGUGGGCGCUCUCCUAGUAUACGAUGUAACUCGGCGUGCAACAUUUGAGAACGUAGAUAGGUGGUUGAAGGAGCUCAAGAACCACACGGACCCAAACAUCGUGGUGAUGCUCGUUGGUAACAAAUCUGAUCUCCGCCACUUGCUAGCUGUUCCGACGGAAGAUGGGAAAUCCUACGCUGAGCAAGAAUCGCUUUGCUUCAUGGAAACAUCUGCCCUUGAAGCCACCAACGUCGAGGACGCCUUUGCAGAGGUAUUAACACAGAUUUACCGCAUCACAAGCAAGAAGCAAGUCGAAGCCGGUGAAGAUGGGAACGGGUCUGUUCCAAAAGGGGAGAAAAUCGAAGUAAAAAACGAUGUUUCUGCUCUGAAGAAACUCGGGUGCUGCUCAAGUUGA